This is a messenger RNA of Dioscorea cayenensis subsp. rotundata (Guinea yam), 5646 nucleotides long. RefSeq names its product E3 ubiquitin-protein ligase PRT6-like. Gene Ontology annotation, biological process: protein ubiquitination; ubiquitin-dependent protein catabolic process via the N-end rule pathway. Gene Ontology annotation, cellular component: ubiquitin ligase complex; cytoplasm. Gene Ontology annotation, molecular function: ubiquitin protein ligase activity; zinc ion binding. The transcript is spliced from 12 exons. Bases 175 to 5646 code for a protein of 1823 amino acids. The record is from RefSeq and is a predicted model, not a curated record. NCBI's taxonomy places the organism in Eukaryota, Viridiplantae, Streptophyta, Magnoliopsida, Dioscoreales, Dioscoreaceae.
GAGGCAACGGCGGUGCGAUUCUCACUGUUAAAAGAAGACAAGAAUGGAAGACUUUGAUUUCGAUCUCAUUGAGUGCCAGUGAGAGCUAGGGUUUGAUCUUUCGUUCUUGGAUUUUUGAGGGGAUUACGAGUACGAGUACGAGUAGUCGAUCGAACUGUGUGGAUCGUGGACGGCAUGGACGUGGAUUCCUUGCCGUCGCUGAGUAGAGCUCCGUCUCCACGGGAUGCUAUCUUGAAGAGACUUGCUCAGCGUGGAGUUCCACAGGAAUAUCUUGAUCAGUGUCAGCCAGGUCUGGUGGCGUUUGUCAGGGAAAAUAAAUCCUUACUUCCUGAGAUUGUAUGUUGCAUCUUGCCUUCUGUCAGGGAUAUGUCUGUUGCUUGGAGGAAGGAUAAGCCAGAGACUGCAAUAGAGCAGAGGAGAGCUAAACUGAAAGCUUUGUUUGAUGAAAGCCUUUUGUGGAUGCAGUGGCUUAUGUUUGAGGGAAAACCUCAUACAUUUCUGAAGAAUUUGGCAGAGAAAUCUUCUGGUCAACGGGCAGUUUGUGGAGCUGUUUGGGGACAGAAGGAGUUAGCUUACAAGUGCCGGACAUGUGAAUAUGACCCAACUUGUGCAAUAUGUGUCCCUUGUUUCCAGAAUGGUGACCAUAGAGGUCAUGACUAUUCAAUUCUGUAUACUAAUGGGGGAUGCUGUGACUGUGGAGAUGCGACUGCUUGGAAACGAGAAGGAUUCUGUUCGAUGCAUAAAGGAAGUGAGCAAAUUCAACCUCUUCCUAAUGAGAUGGUACAUUUCAUUGGACCUGUCUUGUAUGAACUUUUUUUAUUGUGGAAGGAUAGGAUUUUAUCAGUGGAAUACUUGAGGCUGCCGUUGAGCGAUGAUAAUCAUGCUAAUGUGCAUGGGGCUCAUGAGUUCUCUCUAGCAAUUAUAGAGAUGUUGCUUGGCUUCUGCAAUUCCAGUGAGGGCUUGCUCAGUUUUGUUGCUAAACAAAUGGUUACAUGCGUUGGUUUGUUAGAUGUACUUUUGAUGGGGGAGAGGUUUUUGGACAAAUUAGUUGUGAUGAAGCUGCUUGAGUUACUCUUGAAAUUUAUUGUGGAGCCGCUUUUUAAGUAUGAGUUUGCAAAAGCUUUCAUGAGAUACUAUCAGAGAAGUGUACGAGAAAUUAUAAAAGAGAAUACUCCUUGGAUGCUUGAGGACUAUCCACUGCUAUCUCCUCUUUCUGUGCAAAUAUUUACUGUGGCUACAUUAGUACCUCGUCUUGUCCGAGAAAUAAAUCUGUUGGAUAUUUUAUUGAGUUGCUUAGGGGAAAUUUUUCGUUCUUGUGUUGGAGAAGAUGACAGAUUGCAGGCCACGAAGUGGGAAAAUCUAUAUGAAUUUACAAUUCGUUUAAUUGAAGAUAUUUGCUAUGUUCUCAACCACGAAGAAGUUCUCCAAUAUGUUUCUAGAGAACGGGUUGAUAUCUUACGAUCUUGGAUUAGGCUCUUGAGCCUCCUACAAGGUAUGGACUCUCAGAAGAGAGUUAGAAGUGUUCACAUAGAGGAGGAAAAUGAGAAUUUACACCAUCCAUUUCUGCUAGUGCACUAUCUUGGGAAAGUCCAUGAUCUACUAGUUAAAGGUUUCUUCGCUGUUGUUGUAUCCAAAGAAAGGGAGGAUGACAUUUUCUUUCCCUAUGUUUCUCAUGGUCUAGAAGAUGAUCAUACACUUUGUCAUGCUAAAAGAGGGAGGAUUUCACAAGAAAGCUUUGUUGGGAGUUUGAGUAGUGGGAAUGUUAUGGAUCAUGACAAAAAUGCUGAGGAUAUGUCUGAAAGAUACAAUUAUAUUUCUGUGCCCUCUUGUGGGAUUUGGUUAAUAGUUGAAUGCCUAAAAGCUGUUGAAAGUUGGGUUAGCCCUGUGACAGCUAAUAGGAGCAAUCCGUUUUCUAUGGAUGCUAUGUGUAGUGGUGGCUACAAGGUCACGAAUUUGAGGAAGAAAAAUUUCAGGAUCAAGAAGGGCAGUAGCAGUAAUAGGGUCUAUAGGACAUGCUUGUCUAGAGAGGUAAUGGAUGUGGACCAAGCACCAGUAAAUCAUGCAACACUUGGCUCUCCUCCCAUGCAAGUGAUGACUACUGAAAACAGAGAAGCAGUAAGCCGAUGUGGCAGCCUUCUAGACAUCACUGGCACAUCUAAGACAUUGUAUGAAGAUGGGUGUAUGAGUGAACUAUCAGAUGACAAUUCUAUGUUGACUGACUAUAUAAAAGAGUCUGAAACACCUGAUGUGUUGAGCUUCGGAAAUUGGCCUGAUAUAGUCUACGAUGUUAGCUCACAGGAAAUUUCGUUCCACAUUCCUUUACAUCGCUUGCUUUCAAAAUUAUUUCAAAAAGCAAUGACAAACUGUUAUGCUGGAAUGCUGGAAAUGACAAAAGGUGUCUCUUUAUUACCUUCAUGUGUAUAUCAUCAUGAAUUCUUUGGUCAAGUUUUAGGGGGUUUUUAUCCUCAUGAAUUUUCUGCCUUCCUCAUGGAGCAUCCUUUGAGGUUGAGGGUAUUUUGUGCUCAAGUGCGUGCUGGCAUGUGGCGUAAGAAUGGUGAUGCAGCCAUAUUGAGUUCAGAGUGUUAUCGUUCUUCCAUUUGGUUAGAUCAAGGUUUGGAACUUGAUCUUUUUUUGAUGCAAUGUUGUGCUUCUGUAGCUCCUCCUGAGCUAUUUGUUAAGAGGAUUCAAGAAAGAUUUGGGUUGUCAGAUUACACUUCUUUAAAUCUCACAAAGCAUGACGAGUUUGAAGCAGUUUUGGUGCAAGAAAUGCUUAUUCUUAUCAUACAGAUAGUUAAGGAAAGACGAUUUUGUGGGCUUUCUACAUUUGGGUAUUUAUGCAGAGAAUUGAUACACAAGUUAGCUGCUGGCGAUGCAACACACAGCCAAUUGCUAAAAACUAUACCUCGUGAGUUCUCAAAGAGUGAACAGCUUCGUAAAGCUUUGGAUAUGCUUGCGAUGCAUUCAAACCCUUCUGGCAUGAAGCAGGGAAAAUACUCACUACGAGAACUCUACUGGAAAGAGUUGGAUCUCUAUCAUCCUCGCUGGAAUUCUAGGGAGUUGCAAAUUGCUGAGGAGAGAUACGGACAUUUCUGCAAUGUUUCUGCUCUGAAUGUUCAGCUACCUCAAUGGUCUGAGAUCUAUUGCCCUUUAAUUACAGUUUCUACAAUAGCUACUUCAAGAGCAGCACUCCAAAUUAUUCGAGCAGUACUAUAUUAUGCUUUGUUUGCAGAUGUUUCAUCUGCAAAUCGUGCUCCUGAUACCAUUGUUAUAACAGCAUUGCAUUUGCUUGCCUUAGCAUUGGAUAUCUGUGGAAAAUCAAAUCAGGUCUCUGCUGGAAAUUCUGAACAUAUAGAUUGCCAGUCAAGUACCAAUGCUUACUGUUACUCUAAAUACUUGCUUCUUGUACUGUCUUUUGCUUGUGAAGAAUUUGAUGUGGGUCCUAGUGAUGGUCCUCCUUUCUGGAAAAACCAAAGUAUGCUCUCUUUGCUAGUUUCAUUAAUGAGGAAGUACAGGGAAGGAAAGAAUAAGCAAUAUACUGAAACAAGGCAGUGUAAUAUCUCCUCUUUGAUUGAAACCUUAUUGAAAAAGUUUGUACAACUGAGUGCUGCAUGCAAGGCUGAAAUUAGAAAAUUGGAGCCAGAAUUAAUCUAUGACAUUUCCCAGCAGCAUUCAAAUACAGCAAUGGAGAACUCUGCAUUAGAUUCUGGCUUUCAGGAACAGAAAAGCAAGAUUCGAGAGCGUCAAGCUGCUAUAUUGGAAAAGAUGAGAGCUGAACAAUCAAAAUUUAUAGCUAGCAUGGCAGGCUCAUCUAUUGAUGAUCUAGAAUUUUUGGAAUCCAAUCAGGAGGCCUCCAUGGCUGAUGAUCACUAUGUGCAGGAAGAGGACAAACAAAUGUGCUCCUUUUGCAGGGAUCCGGAUUCCCAAAGACCUCUAUGUUAUCUCAUUCAUUUUCAGACAUCAAAAUUAACAAGUUUUGUUAAUAGAGGUCCACUAUCAUGGGAGGAGGAGGAUGACAAAAUUGCUGAUGCUCAUCUAAUUGGGAAGGAUGUCCUUGAUAUUCUAUCUGGUGCUGAUUCUACUAGUGCAGUGCAUUCAACUCAUACUACUGAUCUGGAGUUUGCCCAUGAUAGCAAAGGUGCCCAACCUCCAAAUGAUGCAAAUGGUGCAGUGACUAAACUGCCCCUAAAGAUGGUUGAAUUUGAUAUUUAUCAAUCUGUUGAAAGGCUAAUUCACGGGGAAAAAUCCAAUCCAGAUUUUUUAGAUGGUAAUAGUUUACAUUCCUGUAGUACUGAAGUUUUGGAUAAGGGGAAAAGUGCAGAGUUUUCUCUGGUCGGAGAGUAUCUUUCAUCAUUAUCAAGAGGGGCAUCCAAGCAACAUCAAUCUUCCAUGUAUAACCUUCUAGGUCGAUCAAAUACACUGUUGAACUCUCCUAAUCCUGCCAAUGUACAUAAUGGAGUUGGUUCGGGAGAUUUUGAUGGAAUUUAUAUCUCCUCUUGUGGUCAUGUUGUGCAUCAGGAGUGCCAUGAGAGAUAUUUAUUGUCAUUGAAACAACGGUCAAUUAGAAGACUUGGUAUUGAAGGAGGGGAGAUUGUGGACCCAGACAUGGGAGAAUUACUUUGCCCAGUUUGUAGAAGAUUCGCAAAUUCCAUCCUGCCUGCGUACCCAGUUUCUGCAAAUAAAGCGCAAAGGCAGAUAAUGCCAUCAACUUCUAGUGCAGCACCAAUUGUAAUCUCUUCAACUUGCAAUGAUAAGGUUUUACUUGUUCAGCUUGCUCUUACUCUUCUUCAAAGCACUGCCAAAUUGGUUGGACAUGACAGGUUUCUCAGACAGUACUGUGGAAAUCUGGGUGGAACUACUGAACUGGUAUUAGAGCCUGCUGUCCACAAAUUAUGCCUGCUUCAAUAUCCACAUAGUUUCGGUAGUUUGACAGCAUCUGGCAGGCUCAGGCCUUCUCUGAUAUUAUGGAACACUCUUACAUACUCCCUCAUGUGCUUAGAAAUAGCUUCUCGUGAGAAGAUAAAUCCCCAUUCUGUUGAUCCUAACUCUUGCCUAAAAUCUUUAUACAACGAGCUUCAUUCUUCUAGUGGAUCCAUAUUGUCUUCGUUACUCUGUAUUUCUCAAAAUUCUCGUAGUAUGAAUGAUCUUGAAGUGCUUUUGAGGUUCAGAGCCAUCCAACUUUUUUCAGGAUCCAUAUGCUCUGAUGUUUCUGAUGAGAUCAAUUUAUUAAAUGAAGGUUCACAUGCUUCCCUCCCAGAACAAACCAACCAUGGAGAAACCUUUCCUGACACACAAUUCUGGAAGCAGGCUGUUGAUCCUAUCCUUGCUUAUGACCCUUUUGCUUCACUGAUGAUGGUUCUUUUUAGCCUUCCACUUCCAUGUUUAUCAUCAACUGAGUUCUUCAUGGCUCUUGUUCAUCUUUUCUAUGUGGUUUCUGUCAUUCAGGCAAUGAUUACAUGCUAUAGCAACUGCUACUUUGAUGUAUCUUGCUUUGGUGAUUGGAUUCUUAAUGAUGUUUGCGAGGUCAUUGGAAGAUCGGAACUUGCACUGAAGUAUUUCUUUUCAGACUGUAUAGAUUCUUCUCUGUAUCCAAAAGAUAUGAUUCGUAGGUUAACCCUUCGCAUACUGAAAGGUGUGCAUUGCUUUUGA